Xenopus laevis (African clawed frog) is the source of this 12363-nucleotide messenger RNA. It is a transcript of the gene pcdh7.L, whose product is annotated as protocadherin 7 L homeolog. The record is from RefSeq and is a predicted model, not a curated record. Gene Ontology annotation, cellular component: cell junction; plasma membrane; membrane. Gene Ontology annotation, biological process: cell adhesion; homophilic cell-cell adhesion. Gene Ontology annotation, molecular function: calcium ion binding. The coding region runs from base 3126 to 6812 and encodes 1228 amino acids. The transcript has 3 exons. Lineage: Eukaryota; Metazoa; Chordata; Amphibia; Anura; Pipidae.
CUGUGUUACCAUGUCAUGGAUAUGAAGAGAUAUGAGUGUAGAUGUGGGAUUUGUGGGAUUGUGGGCCCACCUGUCAUGGUGUCCGUGUGUAUAGAAGUGAAUGUGUGCUGUGCUGGUGUUUAAUAGAAAGACGUGUGUGUAAUGUGUGUAAUGUGUGAGCCCCCAGUGCAGGUAGUGAGUGUUCAGUACAAUGAGUGAGUCUCUGUAUCAGGGAUCAUGUGACAAGAGGGAAGAUUUAGUUUCUGUCUUGUGGCAAAGUGUCUUUCCUUGUGCAGCGAUAACGGCAAUAAAUUGCACAGUAAUCACAAACAUGUGUCUGUCCCCUGGGGUCCCCCCGCCUUGACUAGAGGAGUUGCACAGGACACGGUGCGAUUUAGCGCAACCUCGAUCACUUUUUUACAGACACUUGCAGCGGCGCUGGGGGAUUAUAUAUCAGUUGAUCAGUCACAGGGAAGAGACGUGUAAUAAUAAGCGGAUGGAUCUGCCCCGGCUCCCCCCCACACACACAGCAGAUGGACUUGCCCGGCCAGUACUAAGCGAAGCAUGAAGAGGAGGGGGUGGAUAAUCAGGCGCUACUGAAGGGCCUUAUCAUGAGUGGGAGUAAGAGGAGGGGGAUCUCCGCUUGGCAGAAGCUGAUGGCCGCACUGCAGGCUACUCCUGGCACAUCGCCGCAGCAAAGCCACAUUGGAGCUGCAGGGAUCGCCAUUGUCAUUACUUCAAGUCGCUCCAAAAACCUAAUGGAGGUUUUGUAUUAAUCCCACUUAACCCGCCGUAAAAAGUGACGAUCCCCCCUCUCUCUCAGCCACCUCCUCCUCCUCCUCUGUUCUGUACUGCGGUGGUAGCGAGCGCGCAUGCGCCGGGGCUGGUGAGCUGAUGCUGCAGAUAUAAAGGCGAGCAGUGUCUGUGAGAGCGGGAGGGGGAGCGUUUCAUCAGUCAGUCAGGGAGUGAGGCAGCAGCAGCCGCUUCUCUGGGACAGGGGACUCAAUUGUCGCUCUCACAUCAUCAUUUCUUAAAGGCAGAUCAAUAUAUGAAAGUACUGGAGAAAUGCGCCGUGGGGGUGAAGUUGAACUCACCUCAGGGGUCGGUGUCGCAUUUCUAUUUGCUAUUGACAUAGUCACUAACGCUGCCAUUUCCCUGCUCCCUGCGCUGAGUGUGUGUCUCCUGGAACUAAACUUCUGUCUGAGUCGCAGUCAGACCUAAUAAAUCGCACACACUGUGUCGGACAGACGAGGACGCACACGUGCUUUGUUGCAGCGCGUCUGAUAUAAUUCACUCACAGACACAUACCGACACAUGUCUACACUCGAUACAGACACAAUCGCACACUCCUACACUAUCAUAUAUAUCGCUCACACAUUCACUGACACACACACACACCUGCUGUGUGUCACAUUGAUGUUGCACCACAUGACUCCAUAGGGAUGAAGGACAGACACACCGGCACAUAGUGACAAGGCAGAGCCCGACCUGCUCUCAUAUUCAGCUGUUUCUCCCAAUGGAUGAGCAAAAUCUGAACUUCAGACACGACUGGGACUAGUAUCCAUUUGUAUCAGUUCCUGGGCUGUGGCACCUACACUGUCGCAUCUGUUAAACUGUGUUCCUGGAGGGGCUCAGCAGUGACCCCCUCAAACCACUGACAUUCUUUUAUUGAGACUCUGUCCAACUCCCAGCACCAAAAAGUACCACCUGCAAAUAAACACCCACUCACCAACUACCCAUGGCCUGAGAGAGACCAACUGCAACCUGCUGUCUUCCACAUGUGCUUCAACUCCCAGUACCCCUCAAUAGGGUGCAGGGAGUUGGACUGUGGAGGUAACCCGACCCUGAGCAGUGGAAACAUAAUGACUGGUUCGUUUAGAAAUGAGAAAUGCAAUAAUUCUGCAAUAAUAAAAAAAAUAAAUGUGUAGGAUGAUGCUAAUCCAAUCUAUGUGGCGUCUGUGUAAUCCUAUAGCUCUACAUCAGCUCCAUCUCCUGCUAUCCUAAUAAGAAAGAGCAGGGAAGUGUAGUUUAGCCGCAGCGAGAGGGCUGCAGUUUGGAAUGCUGUCUGUCCAGCUGCCAUCGCACCACUAUAGGCUGGCACUGGCAGUAGCAGCAGCAGCAGUCGCAUCAGCUCAGAUUUGUGAAGUGAAACGUCUGCUCCUCUUGUUCCUGCUUCCAGUCUGAAGCGACUGCAACGUCCAGCGACUUGGGACAAACUUGCUGCUUAUCAGACACUGACAGCCAGACCUGUGUCUUCAAUAAACCCCUGUGCAUGGGCCACUAAUCGCCAGCAAGCGCGUAUGGUCGCCCGCUGAGAGAUGGCUACCAUGUGGGCAAAAUCCCAUCUAAGGAAAAUAUCACCGCAUACACAUCGGGAUUUUCCCCUUGGCUUUUCAUUCAUUUGAGAUGCCUUGGUGGAUGUAACCCCCCCCCCCCUUCCCUCCACCCACGCACCCGACCACCACCCUCGGUGGCGACCCCCCGCCCCCAAGCACCGAGGCUGUGUGUAACCUCUGAACUGCAGGAUCAAGUGGAGCUCCGUUACCUGCAUUGGGACAAGAGCAGCGGGGAGAGGGGGAGGAGAGAGAGAGAAGGGGGAAGAGCGAGGGGAGAGACUCUGCAAUAUCAUUUGUGAAUCGCGCUCAGGGCUGCAGAUACAUAUUCCUACUGCUGCUGCUGCUGCUGCUUUAAUAACACAUGCAGCAGGAUUGCAGGUAGCACCGACUGCGGCUGUAUCGCUAGCAACUUGGAGCUGUCCCUCAGCACUGGGGGGAAAGAGAGACAGAUUCGACAGGAACUUUGGGCAGCCCCAGGGACUGAUUAACAUUGAGGAUCUACUGGGUUUUUUUUCCACUCCAGCAGCGGAUCUUAUUCUGGAAUAAAACGUUUCUGCUGCUACUGCAACUGUCAGAUCUGGGUGACAGCGAUUACUGCCUCUUGCUUUUCAUCAGAGGGAUCAGUUGUUGGCUGUCGGACGUGGGAGACAGUUACUGUUUGUCGGCGGUGGCUGCUUUCUGUCCCAGGAACUAACAGAGAGAGUCGCGCCAAGUCGCAGGGAUGAGCUGUUAAACUUGCGGGAAUCGCUAAGAGCCGAGCAGCCAGAGAGCGUGUGUAGCCCCGGUGCGUGCAGUUCAGUGCAGGGGGGAAUGAUGAGGACUGAGGGGACACAGAGUUGCUGGAGCUCGUGGCUGCUGAUGCUGCUUCACAUUUCACUGACUGUGGCCGCCACCAAACAGCUGCUCAAGUACCGGAUCGCGGAGGAAGGACCGGCCGAUGUGCGGAUCGGUAACGUGGCCAAAGAGAUCGGGAUAGUGAAAGGCUCCGGGGACGUGACCUUCAGCCUGGAGUCCGGUUCCGAUUACUUUAAGAUCGACAACGUGACCGGGGAACUGAGCACCACGGAGCGGCGGAUAGACCGGGAGAAGCUGCAGCAGUGUCAGAUGAUCUUCGACGAGAACGAGUGUUUCAUAGACUUUGAGGUGUCGGUGAUCGGGCCGGCGCAGAGCUGGGUGGAGCUGUUCGAGGGCAGGGUGGUCAUCCUGGACAUUAACGAUAACACCCCGACCUUCCCGUCCCCCGUGCUCACCCUCACCGUGGAGGAGAACCGGCCCGUGGGGACUCUGUACCUGCUGCCCACCGCCACCGACCGCGACUUCGGCCGCAACGGGAUAGAGCGCUACGAGCUGAUCCAGGACGCCGGGGAGAGUCUGUAUGUGUCCGGCCGAAGGGGGGCGCCAGAGAGUGGCCUGUACCCGGGCAAGAGGAGGAUGGAGUCGGACGGCAGGAGCAGCGUGUUUGAGCUGCAAGUGGCCGACACCUCGGAUGGGGAGAAGCAGCCGCAGCUCAUUGUCAAGGGGCCGCUGGACCGGGAGCAGAGGGAUUCCUAUGAGCUCACCCUGCGGGUAAGAGAUGGGGGAGAACCUCCUCGAUCGUCCCAGUCCAUUCUCAGGGUCCUCAUCACCGAUGUCAACGACAACAGCCCCCGGUUCGAGAAGAGCGUGUACGAGGCCGACCUGGCAGAGAACAGCGCCCCGGGCACCCCUAUCCUGCAGCUCAGAGCCGCCGACUACGACGUAGGGGUGAACGGUCAGAUCGAGUACGUGUUCGGGGCAGCGACCGAGUCGGUAAGGAGACUUCUCAGGCUGGACGAGAACUCCGGUUGGCUCAGCGUCCUGCACCGGAUAGACCGGGAGGAAGUCAAUCAGCUGAGAUUCACCGUCAUGGCCAGAGACAGGGGGCAGCCCCCCAAAACCGACAAGGCCACGGUGGUGCUGAAUAUAAAGGAUGAGAAUGAUAACGUGCCCCUCAUAGACAUCAGGAAGAUCGGCAGGAUCCCAGUGAAGGACGGAAUGGCCAAUGUGGCCGAGGAUGUGCUGGUAGAUACCCCUAUAGCUCUGGUGCAGGUGUCCGACAGGGACCAGGGGGAGAACGGAGUGGUCACGUGCACUGUAGUCGGCGACGUCCCGUUCCAGCUGAAACCCGCGAGUGACGGGGAGGGGGAGCAGAACAAGAAGAAGUAUUUCCUGCACACCUCGGCCCCCCUGGACUAUGAGAACGUUAAGGAAUACAAUGUCAUCAUCGUGGCCGUGGAUUCGGGGAGCCCCAGCCUGUCCAGCAACAACUCCCUCCUCGUCAAAGUGGGGGACACCAACGACAACCCCCCGGUGUUCAGCCAAGCGGCGGUGGAAGUGGCUUUCCCUGAGAACAACGUACUGGGAGAGCGAGUGGCCACAGUCCUGGCAACAGACGCCGACAGCGGCAAAAACGCCGAGAUCGCUUAUUCCCUGGAGCCUCCUAUGGACGGGAUCUUCUCCAUUCACCCCGACACCGGCGAUAUCACAGUCAAUAUCAUCCUGGACCGGGAGCAGACGGACAGGUACGAGUUCAGAGUGGUCGCCAAAGACAAGGGCAUCCCCGUCCUGCAGGGGGCGACCUCAGUGGUGGUGCAAGUGGCCGACAGAAACGACAACGAGCCCAAGUUCAUGCAGGACGUGUUCACUUUCUACGUGAAGGAAAACUUGCAGCCCAACAGCCCAGUGGGAAUGGUGACCGUGAUGGACUCGGACAAAGGUCGCAAUGCAGAGAUGAGUUUAUUUAUCGAGGAGGACAGCGAUAUCUUCUCCAUAGAGAACGAAACGGGGACCAUCUACUCCACCGUCUCCUUUGACAGGGAACACCAGACCAGCUACACGUUUAGGGUGAAAGCAGUAGAUGGUGGAGACCCUCCCAGAUCAGCCACUGCCACCGUGUCCCUGUUUGUGAUGGAUGAGAAUGACAAUGCCCCUUCCAUUAGUUUCCCAAUUAACACUUCCUAUGCUGUGCUGUCCCCUGCCAGCAACGUGAGAACGGUGGUGGCCUCAGUAGUGGCAACUGACAGUGACAAUGGAGUCAAUGCUGAUCUCAACUACAGCAUCGUAGGGGGGAAUCCCUAUAAGCUCUUCGAAAUUGACUCCACCAGCGGAGUGGUGUCUUUGGUUGGCAAGCUCACCUCUAAGCAUUAUGGGCUGCACCGACUAGUAGUGCAAGUGAAUGAUAGCGGGCAACCCCCCCAGUCGACAAUAGCCCUGGUGCACGUGUUCGUCAAUGAAACCAUCUCCAAUGCCACAGUGGUCGACUUCCAAAUUGCCAGAAGUUUGCAUACCCCAUUAACCCAGGAUAUCGCUGGAGACCCCAGCUAUGACAUGAGCAAGCAGAGACUGAGCAUAGUCAUAGGAGUGGUGGCUGGCAUCAUGACUGUCAUUCUGAUCAUACUGGUGGUGGUCAUGGCCCGUUACUGUCGAGCCAAAAGCAAGAAUGGCUACGAAGCCGGCAAAAAGGACCACGAGGACUUCUUCACCCCCCAGCAGCACGAUAAGUCUAAAAAACCCAAAAAGGACAAGAAAAAUAAGAAGUCCAAGCAGCCCCUGUACAGCAGCAUAGUCACAGUGGAGGCUUCUAAGCCAAACGGACAGAGAUAUGACAGUGUCAAUGAGAAACUGUCGGACAGCCCCAGCAUGGGAAGGUACAGAACUGUCAAUGGAGGUCCAGGUAGCCCUGAUCUCGCCAGGCAUUACAAAUCCAGCUCCCCGCUGCCUACUGUACAGCUCCACCCUCAGUCGCCUACUGCUGGCAAAAAACACCAGGCUGUGCAAGACUUACCCCCGGCCAAUACUUUUGUAGGAGCUGGAGACAACAUCUCAAUUGGAUCAGAUCACUGUUCCGAGUAUAGCUGUCAAACCAACAACAAGUACAGCAAACAGCCAUUUCGUAGAGUGACGUUUUCUGUUGUAAGUCAGCCCCAGGACCCGCAUCAGGGAUCGUUGCAGAGUUGCUAUGACAGUGGUUUGGAGGAGUCAGAAACACCAAGCAGUAAGAGUUCUUCAGGACCAAGACUCGGUGCCUUACCACUCCCAGAAGACAACUACGAGAGAACAACGCCAGAUGGCAGUGUUGGUGAGGCAGAGCAUAUGGAAAAUGACUCGAGACCCCUGCCGGAUGUAGCUUUGACAGGAAAAUGCACUAGAGAAUGCGAUGAAUAUGGCCACUCAGAUUCCUGCUGGAUGCCAGUUCGCACAUCACCUGAAAGGAAACGGAAAACCCAACCAAAGCUCUCCACAUUCAUGCCAGUCGAUGAACGGGAUAGCCAAGAACAGUUGGCCAAUGGGGAAGUAACCCUUAUGGGAGAUCGCAACAGGAAUCUACUUAACAAAAAGCUAGCAUCGUAUGAGACCUUCAACACAGCUACAUACAGCAAAAGUGAAGAAGCCAAUCCAGAGGAUAUUCCUCUUACACAAACAGGGGAAUACAAGCCAUCUCCUGUCAAUACUUUAACUAGAAGAGAAGUCUAUCUGUAAGCUAUUCAAGCAAUGGGGUUCUUUUAUGUCAAACAAGGAAAGAAAUAAGGCAAAACUUUACUAUAGCAAGAAUACACAGUAACUCAGAAAUAAGAGGGGGCCACCAAAGAGACAAAUGCUUUGCCUGCCAAGUUUGCCUCCAUAUCAGGCACUUAAUUAUUGUUUGCUUGAAUAUAAUGUGAUAUGUAAAGAUCAUUGUUGUUAAUUGCAUGUAUGAAUACCAUUCACUGCUGUUUUGUUUACUAAAGUGAUGGUUGCAAGUUUCUUUCAUUGUAACUGGCCUUUGUAAAAAAAAAAGGGAAAUUGUGUGUAUGGACAGAGUUUCAAAAGGAGGGGCAUCCAUAUGGACCACCUGAUUAGUGUCUAAAGGAUUACUGGCCAUGCCAGUAUCAUACCCUGUACAGUGACUGUCAGUUUCUCUUGUAUGGACAUCCUGGGAUUUACUUAUUGGUGGCAGAAGGUGCUGUCAUCCUACGUGAGAUUCACCUAAAAACAUACAUAUAAAGUCUAGCUGUUAUCAUCUUGCUUAAGCAUGUAUUAUAGCCAUUUAGUUCUGUCUGACUGUAAACUAGCUUGUAAACAUCACGUCAGAAAAUGAUAAUCAAAACAUAUCAGAAUAGUGUGCAUUAAAAAAAAUUACCAAAUAAAUAAGCACCUAAAACAUUAGAUUUUUCUUACUUUUUGGAAAAUGCAUUUAGAAUCUAGGUCAAAGAUUUCUGUUAUAUUACAGGAAAAAUAAAACAGGAAGCAAAAUGUAAAUGUUAUUUUAUAGAUAUAUCACUUUAAAAAAUUAACUUUAUUGGUAAUCUGCUAUACAAAUCCUAGUAGACAAAAUAGAUAAAUAUAUGAAAAAUGUUUUAGAAAUAUUGCAAUUUUUCUUGGGAGAAAGGGUUAUUAGAAGGCACUUGGCCAAAGAACUAAAAACAAUAAAAGUAGUAAUGAUUUUCCAUGACAAAAAUUGGCAUAAAAAUGGUUUGCACUAAAUUCUAUGCUGUAUGUGUUUGCUUUACACUGAAACACUGCAGAAAAUGGAUGGAAACAGCUUGAUACAAUGGCGUGCCUUCAACAAGUUGAAUAUGCUAAUGUCAGUUUAGAUGUACUUGUGGUCACUUUAUAUUUAUAUUUUAUAGAAGAAAUUCUAUACAGAAAUUUCCAUUAGAGGUUUGAUGUAAUGCAGAAUCUUAACCUAUCUCACAUUGAUAUAAUUGAUAAGAUCAUUUUCAAGGAAUUUUUUUGAAACAAAGAUUUUAGUAGGUGCAGGGAUGGACAGUAUAUAUUGAAUAAUGGCAUGCUAUAAUGGUAUAUUGAGGUAACCGUAGCUCACCUUUACAUGUAUUUCAUUUUCCCGUAUAAUUUGUAAAAUGCUUAAUUUUUAAAUUGUUUCAUUUUAUACAUGUAUUUUUAACAUUAUAAUUGUAUCUCUUUGGCGGCCCUUUUCACAUUUUUUCCACAUUUUCCACACACAUUCAUGAAAUCAUAGAUAAAAAUAUAUAUAUAAAAAAAAACAUUUUGGAAAAAUAUAGUCAGAAGUUUUAAACCUGUUGCACUCAUACCCUACCACACAUAUACAUAUAACUUGUAUGUGUGGUAAUAAGGGAGGGAAGACUGUUCGUGAUAUAUACUACUGUAAUUUGUGUGUUUUUCUUUUAUUUCUAGGAUUUAGAUUACUUUUCUUUUAUGGGUCACCGAACACACCCUUCGCCUUUUUUUUGCAUUUAUUUAGAAAUAUCUUCUGCUAAUGCUUUCGCUGAAAUAAUGAAUAACAUUUUUUCCCAGUAGUAAUAUUUUUUGGGUGCAUAUCCAUUGAUACCUCUCAGUUCCGAGAGCUAAUAUAAUGCAUAAACAAAUCGACAUUGAGUCUAGCCAUUAAACAGUUUAAAACCAGAAAUGACUUUUUUUAUAUUGCUGAAAGGGAGAGCAAUGCUCUUUAUGUAUUAAAAGAAAUUAUUUGAACAUUCACCAGUGUAAAAAGCUUUAGAACCUUGAUGAGGUGGAGAAAUUCUAAUAUCUGAAUAAGUUGAAGGACCAGUGUCAUUAAAUCAAUAUCCAUAUGCCUUUAUGCAAAACACCUUCAGCUUACUACAUUAUUGUGCUAAAGACAUUACAGUAUACAGUACCUUUUAUAUUCACUUCUAUGCAAUGGAAUGGAAAUCUUUGCCACAAUUCUUUCUGGGAGGACUGUCAUGAACGAUAACCACCACUGUAUCGAGCACUGCUGUGUUACAGAAGUGCUUUACAUAGAAAGUUCACCUUUCAGAGUUGCCCCAGUGGACUUUUUACUCUACGACAGUGGUUGUUGGAGUUAUUCAGUUCAAACCCCCACUGGAAGUCCAUCCUUUGGUCAGUAACCCCCUUAACAAGGUUACAGAUACACAGUAGGAACACAUUGCUGAAACAGUGUUUCCAAGAAAAUCUAGGACAGGAAAUACAUGUUUCACACUCUAACCCUCAAGUGUAUCCAAGAAGUGUAUCCAAACAUACAACACUUUCCAAAAUGCUAGCCCUGCAGCUCGUGAAACAAUGCUGCGAGGUCCCUAUCACAUUCAUACAACACACAUACUAUCAAUUUCAUCAGAAGCCAAAUUAAUCCACAAUAAAAUAAGCCUCAAAGUUCUAAACAUUUACCAUUAAAUUGUUUUUUUUUUGGACAUUUUUGAUCAUACUGGUCCUAUAACAGGCGAUCAAGGGAAGAUUAACUUUUUUAGUUCUGCUCUGUGUAUUACAGUAGUAAUACCAAGUACCAGCACAUAUCUCCAAUACGGCCAUUGUGUUGCUUUAUUUAUAUCCAUCAUGUUAUAGCAUCCUUUUUUAUAUAUUAGUAAAAAAUUCUGUUUUGGUCUUUCCUUUAAAUACAUUUUAUUAGCGGGAAAAUUGUGGAAGCAAUUUCAAACUCAUUGUAUAUAGAAACGCUCAGUAAAUUUAGAAGAGCAACAUGUACAGUAACCAUCUUAACAUGUUGAUUACUAUAUUUAAUUAGCAUGAUAAAGGAACAGUAUUUUGCAUUAGUACUUUUAGCUUUUAUUGGAAGUAGAUUAAGUCUGUUGCUACUCUGUAUAUUUAAAGGUUUUGUAAAAUAAAAAAAGGUUUAAAAAAAUGCCUAAAAAUGGAAAAACAAUAAAAAGAGUGAAUGCAAAUGAUGCACCUGUGCCUUUUAUACACGUCAUCGUAAGGUGGUUGUUGGGUUUGGUCAUUAAAGGUUCUGGGCUCAUCCCAACUUUGAAACUUUAUACUCAUUUUACUUUUUUUUCUGAUGAUUUAUAAAAAUGUACAAAAAGAUUAAAAAAUAACAAAAACCCUAAGUUCUCUUAAACUCAGUAAAUCUUUGAUAAUAUUGGCCUCCUUUAUACUGCAGAACCUUGCAGCAUUGUCCUGAGGUUUGAAACCUGUGUUGGUUAGUAAUAAAGCAACAGUCUUGGAUUUGUUAUCAAAAUGUUUUCCUACAGUUCGGCAAUAUCUGGUAUGAAAUAUGCUCCCCAGAUCACUCCCUAGACAGGGCACUUUUUGACAAGUGCAUUCUGCAGGUCAGAAAUUGUUUUGAAUACAUGCCUGUAGUGCCUUAGUGUCCUUUCUUAAAGGGAUGAUAUGGUGAGCCAGGUCUGCAUAUUUUGAGACCACAACACCUAUCAUCCUAAGGGUGCACAUGGGUAUUGUAGUCAAUAACAUCUGCAGACCUUCAACAGCUGGCAGAAACAACAAUUAGAACAUGACAGCAAAGGCAAAGCAAUUUACCAACCUCCCAUGCUUGCAAAGAAGUUGAGUAGUUUCUUUAUGCUGAAUUGUGCUGCUGCUUUCAUUUGUAUAGUAAUCAUAUGAAAUCCUUCCACUGGUAACUCAAUGGAAGUGUGCAUGCAUUUAUCAUUACCUUAUGGAUUUAUGCAAAAUGGGUUACUGUUUUUAUGUGUGUAUAUAUAAAUAUGUACAAAGCAGGUCUGUAAUCUCAAUCGAAUAGCCUACUGCUCUUUCUCAUCCACCAAAUGUACUGUAUGUAGACAAAUAAGUGCAGUAUGAUUUCUCACUGACCAGCCUGCUGCUUGUUUUCCACUUAAAGAGUAGGCAUCUCUCUUAUGCAGGGAUGGGAGAUAGUGAUGGGCGAAUUAGCGAAACGGCGUAAAAUUUUCGAAACGUCGCCGGCGUCUCGUUUUAUUGACGCCGGUGUCCGUUUUUUUGACGCCGGCAUCUGUUUUUGACGCGUCUGUUUUCUUUUUGGGGGCGCUGGUGACAAUUUUUUUUGACGACGGCCGUUUCGCGAAUUUAUUCAUCGGCGGUGAAUCGCCCAUCACUAAUGGGAGACAACUAAAGGGAAGAAAGAGAGAAAGAAAACAAAAUGCUCUGGGAUACAAAUAAGAGGGGGAACAUUUGUUUCCUAAUGCCAUGGAAAGUACAGCCAUUCUUAUCUUUGUUUUGAAGCUCAGAAAACACAAGUUGUCCUGCAGGGUUUAUAGCCAUUUUGUAAAGCAGUUGUUCACUACCACAAAAAGUUAUGCUGCUCCUCAGAAUUCGCUCAGAACUCCUAGUACAUAGGGUAUUUGCUAGCCAUGAAGAGAACCUUUCUCCCCAGCUGGGUGUUGAAGAGAAAUUGCCAGUGAUCCUCCUAUAAGAUGUUUGGUGGCUGAAUAAAAGGGUAUAAUGCACUAUAAUGCACCGACUGCACUAAUCGGUGUGUGUGUGGAUCCGUUUCUUUUACACGUUGCCUUCUAUAAGAGGGCCACCUACUGGAAGGAUAUGACUUAUAUGUGCAGCUGGUGUAUGAGAAGAAGCAUAUAUUAGCUCUGCAAAAGGGAUUUAACCCAUGCAGAAAAACAAAUUUAGUUGCCCUGUGCAAUGAUUUUCAAAUAUGAAGAGUAGAUAAAAAGUAACUGAAACAUGAAAGGGCUGUGUGGCUUUAAGCCUAUAAGCAGAAUGUGUUAUCUCUUGUUAACCUGGGGUAUGUUUUCAGCUACUGUCAUUUUCCUUAAAAUCAAAGCACUUGCAUUCAGUGUGGUACGAUCUGUUUGUAAUAUUAAUCAUUGACUAUUGUUCUGCAACUUGGAUGUUGAUAGUGAAGCAAAGAACAAUUUAUCAUUGUUUAUUAUGAGUCACUAUGCACGCAGCUAUGCUAAACAAGCAAAAUGUAUCAAACGCUAGUCCACUUCUAUUUAUGAAAUAUUUUACAUAAUUUAAUUUGCUUUUGUACAGUUUUCUGUAAAUAUAUUGCUUGUCAUUUCUUUACCCCCCCCAUUCUUUGCAGAUUAAAAUAUAAUAUGUUUAAAAUGGUCUCAUUCUUUCUAGCGUGCUUCCUGUAUUAACAAGGAGCGCAUUGUCCAUUUAAAAGGAACCGCACAAAUUCUUAUGACAUUUUGGUUAAAAGCUUUUCGGAAUCUUGCCUGUAUAGACACGGAGAAAGAAAAUUGUUCCAAUUAUUGUCCACUUCAGUUGAUGAUGUAACUAUUGCAUGUCGUUGGCUUUCAUAAUGAAAUAUUGCAUGGAUUAACAGUGCACUUUCAGCAGAAAUACUCUUACAGUUCUCAUCUGACCUGUUUUUAAAGUGUGAAUAAAAUACUGGAAAUGGCAA